AUCGGCGAUCGGCCGUCUUUAUCAGAGUAGAAUGAGUACACUGACUUGACACUUGGCCUAACUUACUAAUAAGUAUAUUACUACCUACCUAAUAAGUAAUAACUAAAAAAUUAUAAAACCCCAAGGAAAUGCUUUAAGUGCUUUAACAAGAUAACUGUGUGCUGUUUAAUAAAAUAUUUGCGUUGUCGUCAUUGUCGCAUCGGAUGAACUUACAAAAUGAUUUUACAUCAUACAAAUUAAAAAUAACUUAUAAUCAAGGAACAAGGUUAGGUUAAAAUUUAAUACCAAACCUUAAUUUCCAAUCUAUUGAUUGGUUUAAGUAAAACUUUUUGAACACUUAUUACAACGGGCAUAAUGACAUUCCAGACAAAAUGAUUCCUAUUCACGUACUUGGUUGGUUUUGUCACAUGGAUUUAACAAUUUGAUUCUCAACUCUCAAGGUCCCAGCCGUUAAAGUAAAUUUUAUACUUGAUAAGAAGAAAGAACUAUAUAACCGAGUGAAAAAUGCAUCAUUUAUUGAAAUAUAUAUUUGCUUCGAGCCGAUGUUGCUGUAAAAUGUAUUUACCUCAGUGCAGAAUGUGUUUUCCAACUGUACUUCCAAAUAAUAAAUCAUUUUUAUCAGUACGUUUGUAUAAAAAUCACAGGAUUAUGGCAAAUGUUUAUUUUGCGGAUGAUCGAUUUUCUAAGCGCCACAAUAAGUUGAAAAAUGCCAUUCGAGAUAAACAGAUUAUUUUACAAAAAACUAAGCAAAAAUUUCAAACUAAAGGUAAAUUCAUACUAGAUGACAUCAAAGAAACUAAAUCAAAGGUACGGGAUACUAUAAAAGAGAAUGUUUGGACAGUACCUAACAUGCUAUGUAUGACUAGAAUAGUCCUAAGUCCUUACUUGGGUUAUCUUAUUGUCAAUGGAAACUUUGAGUAUGCCCUCAGUUUUGUGGCCAUAGCAAGUGUAACGGACUUAAUUGAUGGGUGGAUUGCUAGGAAUUUCCAAGGUCAGAAAUCAAAAUUAGGUAGUUUCUUGGAUCCAAUGGCUGACAAAGUACUUGUGGGUACUAUGUUUUUCACAUUGACUUAUAUAGAUUUAAUUCCAAUAUAUCUUACCGGCAUAAUUAUAUUAAGGGAUCUGGUUUUAAUUGGUGCUGCCUUCCAAAUUCAUUAUAUUUCAAUACCUAAACCCAGGACUUUAAGUAAAUUAUUUGAUGUCACCAAUACCAAUGUUCAAUUAGCACCCAUGUUCAUAAGCAAGGUGAAUACUACAGUUCAAUUAGCAAUGGUUUGCGCUACUUUAGCAGCUCCAGUGUUUGAGUUUGUUGAUCACCCCGCACUCAAAGCGUUGUGGUGGCUUACAACUGCUACUACAGUGUCAUCAGCAAUAAGUUAUAUUGUGCAUAGAAAAAAGACUUAUAAAAUAUUUAAUAACCUAAAGAGAUAAUUUUUUUUCACCCAUCUUACAUACCCAAAUAAUAGUAUCUUUGACAAGACAUUUUUUUGAUUUUAAUAAAUUUAAGACAAAUUAUUAUAAAUGUAUGUAUGUAUUAUGUGUAUUGACUAUAAUUUAAAAAAUAUUAUAUGUAUUAUGAAUUCCAAAAAAAUAAUAUUUUUGUUCAAAUUAGUUAAUUUUAGCAUAUUAAGUCCAAUACUAUCCUUACAAGAAACAUUAGUUAUAAGUUAAAUUCUUCUACUGUUGAAUCACUCAUCUAAGUUUCAGUUAAAAAUAUUAUUUAUCUAAUAAAUCAAACUUGCUAAGUUUAAAUAACUAUUUUUGAUGUACAUUUUAUAUAUUUUUCCCUCUUUACAAUAUACAUUAUAAUAUAUACCUGUAUUUUAUAUACUUUGUCAUUUUGAUAUUAAUAUAUUAUAUUGUUAGUAGUAUAUUUUAAGACUGAUUUAGUAUUACUUUAAUGAUCAUUAUUCUUACACAGUUUUAAUACCAUUAGAACAACAUUAUCUUUAUCUAAGAAGAAAUAUUAGGCUAUUUAGUUUGUAAAUCGUAUACACGUAACGUUAAAAUAAUACUUAAAGUGUCAUGUAAUUUUAAAAUACGGUCUACAUAAUAACUAAUAUGUGA
Molecule: messenger RNA, 2067 nt
Organism: Myzus persicae (green peach aphid)
Lineage: Eukaryota; Metazoa; Arthropoda; Insecta; Hemiptera; Aphididae
Gene: CLS
Product: probable cardiolipin synthase (CMP-forming)
Exons: 3
Coding region: 505-1431 (308 amino acids)
Biological process (GO): cardiolipin biosynthetic process
Cellular component (GO): membrane; mitochondrion
Molecular function (GO): cardiolipin synthase activity
Source: RefSeq, a predicted model, not a curated record